Messenger RNA from Prorocentrum cordatum, 599 nucleotides. The record is from the annotation of a GenBank genome assembly. Lineage: Eukaryota; Dinophyceae; Prorocentrales; Prorocentraceae.
GGGGCAAUGGAGGAGGACAACGCGCGAGCUCGAGCGCUCGUCCCAUACCAGCGCCGCCCCGUGCUCCGAUCUGGAACGCCACCGCACAGAGCGCGCUGUGCGUUGGCGGAGCGAGCACGCCGUCGGGCGCCCAACGCUCGCUGCGCCGCCCUGCUCAGCUCGGGCACGCGUACGCGCGCCUCAUGCUUGAUCGCCCAAAGAGCCGGCGCAUCGGCACGCUGCCCUGCCGCACCCCUGCCACCCAAGAUCGAAUCCCAGGAGACCGGCAGCAGGCACCGACGCGGCCGGCGACAAAAACGGCACUGCUGCGCCCGACCACCGCCGCUGCCAGAGCGGCGGCAACAGCAGUCGUCUGCGCGCGUGCGCGCCCUGCCCCGACGCCGGAUCCGCCCUCCUUCUUGGGCGAUUUUGCAAGCAGGUCGGGAACGCCCGCCCUGCUUUUCUAGCUCCUCUGGUAGCAUGACACAAAUGCACGUCCGACGCGAAUCGACGCCGCACGCGGGAACAGCAGCCGGAGCACGGCGGCUCCAGAGCACGGGGCGACCCGCGCGCCGCUCCAGACACGACACGCGCGGGGCAGGGCCCGCCUUCGCUCGGAC